Octopus bimaculoides (California two-spot octopus) is the source of this 905-nucleotide messenger RNA. RefSeq lists its product as uncharacterized. NCBI's taxonomy places the organism in Eukaryota, Metazoa, Mollusca, Cephalopoda, Octopoda, Octopodidae. The record is from RefSeq and is a predicted model, not a curated record. Gene Ontology annotation, molecular function: DNA-binding transcription factor activity, RNA polymerase II-specific; protein dimerization activity; RNA polymerase II cis-regulatory region sequence-specific DNA binding. Gene Ontology annotation, biological process: regulation of transcription by RNA polymerase II.
GUGUGUCUGUCCGCUUCAACCAAGCUGUUUGCCUGUCUGCCAGCAUGUCUGUGUGUCCCCUAGCUGCAGGCAGCAGUCGGAGUUCCUUUCAGCAUGUGAUGGAGUUUCCCCAUUGGUCGGUUGGUCGCUGGUUCGAGUGACAGCCACUCCCCCUGCGCAUCAGUCGCACUUCAAACCGGCCGCGCACUGCGAACCACUAAUCACAAGUAACCAAGGGCUACCCUCAAGGUUAUCUACCCACUUCUCACCUGCCUCCACACCUCAGGUGAUUGGUGAAUUUUUAGAAGACUGGACGUAACUCGGAUUUGAUCCCGCGUCACAUCAUCAGAGAAGGUAGUGUGUGUGUGUGUGUGCGUAGUAUGGCCUGUGUUGAACUGAAAGCAGUCAGACUGAUGCAACUGCGACGAAGUGGUGGAGCGGUGCUGAAGAGAGGAGACGAUGACAACGGCCGAUCGCCACUGAAAGGCUCUUCGACGACAUCGGAGGACAGCGAAAUGGUGGUGGACAGCUACAGAUGUUCUGGUUCGGUGACAUCGGAGGAGAUGGACGGCGAUGAGGUGGUGGUCACCAGUAGGAAAGGAGAACGACACGACGAGGACGUCGACAAUGAUGACGAUGACGACUGCGACAUGAACGACGACAAUGUAUUUUCUCCGGAAAUCUCGACACUCCCAACUUCCUCCUCCACCCCUCCUCCUCCUCCUCCUCUUGCUGCUGCUACUGUUCCUGGUGGUGGCGGUGGUGGUGGUGUCUUGAAUCCGGAGAAGAUGAAUAUCCUGGGGGAGAAGAAGUCGGCGGCGGCGGGUAGCGGCGGUGACCUUUGCUGUAAAAAGUUUGUGAAUUUUGAAGAGAUAAAUUGUAUUCGAAAGGAAGAAGACAAAAUCAAGAGAAAAGAAUAUAUUUAA